GUGGGAGGGGUGGGAGCACGGACCCCGCCCCUUCGCGACUCCUCGCGUGACGUCGCGGGGGGCGCCGGCCUCCGCCCGGCUGCGAGCGUACAGCAUGCUCUGCUCUGCUUCCAUCUUGAUUACUUCAGAAAUGAAAUGCAGCAAACAUUUAUUGAGUGGUGCAUGGAGAUGAACACUUGGAGUCAAGACCUUGGGUUCUUGUCCUGGCUCUGCCACUAACUGGCUGUGUGGCCUUGGCCAAGUCCCUUGUCUUCUCGGUGCUUUCACUUCCUUUGAAUAAAAUGGGUAAGUGCCUUCUUACUGGCAGGCUCUUGUCCAGGUCUCCCUUCCUGUCCUCCAGCAGGCUCUCCCUGGAGGCCCAGACCCCUCUGCUCCCCAUGGGCAGCUGCCAGGCAGGGCACAACCUGCAUCUCUGCCUGGCCCACCACCCACCUCUGGUCUGUGCCACUUUGAUCUUGCUGCUUCUUGGCCUUUCUGGCCUGGGCCUUGGUGGCUUCCUCCUCACCCACAAGACUGGCCUGCGCAGCCCUGACAUCCCUCAGGACUGGGUCUCCUUCUUGAGAUCUUUUGGCCAGCUGACCCUGUGCCCCAUGAAUGGGACAGUCAAAGGGAAGUGGCAUGGGUCUCACGUCGUGGGCUUACUGACCACCUUGAACUUCGGAGAUGAUCGAGACAGGAACAAGACCCAGACAUUCCAAGCCCAGGUCCAGGGUAGUCAUAUGGGAUUGAAAGGAUCUUCUGCAGGAGAGCUGGUCCUCAUUACAGCCAGGGUGACCACAGAAAGGACCCCAGGAACCUGCCUGUAUUUUAGUGCUGCUCCAGGAAUCCUGCCCUCCAGCCAGCCACCCAUGUCCUGCUCGGAAGAGGGAGCAGGAAAUGCCACCUUGAGCCCUAGGAUGGCUGAGGAGUGUGUCAGUGUCUGGAGCCACGAAGGUCUUGUGCUUACCAAGUUGCUCACCUCCGAGGAGCUGGCUCUGUGUGGCUCUAGACUGCUGGUUUUGGGCUCCUUCCUGCUUCUCUUCUGUGGCCUUCUCUGCUGUCUCACUGCUGUGUGCUUCCACCCACGCCGGGAGUCCCACUGGUCUAGAACCCGGUUCUGAGGGCACUGGCCUAGUUCCCGUCUCGUUCUCAGGUGUGAAUCAACUUCUUGGGCCUUGAUUCUGAGUUGGAAGAGAUAUUACAAAAGUGGAGAGCUGGAAUGUGGGGGAAAUAAAAGGUUUUUUUGCCCAGUG
This is a messenger RNA of Physeter macrocephalus (sperm whale), 1232 nucleotides long. RefSeq names its product transmembrane protein 219 (gene TMEM219). Bases 282 to 1100 code for a protein of 272 amino acids. The record is from RefSeq and is a predicted model, not a curated record. Lineage: Eukaryota; Metazoa; Chordata; Mammalia; Artiodactyla; Physeteridae. The transcript has 6 exons.